AUGAUCGCCGAGAACUUGAAGUCAAAUGGGGAUCUCAAUAGUUUGAUUCAAACCAACACCCACCUUUGCAAAUUGCUUGACCCCCUCCUCUACCUUCGGGAUGCCGCAUCUUAUCAACCACUGGCAAUAUUGCGUGCGGCUGAAAAUGGAAACGAGAAUACAGCUCGAAAAUCACUACAAGCAGGAUUAGAGCUUGACUGCUGCUUUUAUUGGGGUAAAACGCUGUUGUGCUUAGCGGCGGAAAACGGCAACGAUGGGGUCCUCAAGCUGUUUCUCGCUUAUGAUGAGAGUGUUGACCCAGACGAGGAGAACUCAGAAGGAGAAACGCCACUGGUUUGUGCGGCAAAAAUGGGACAUGAAGUAGUGGUCAAGCAUCUACUUUUAACUGGUAGAGUCGACGUCAACUUUAAUUGCCGGGGAUUCACACCGCUUUCCUAUGCGGCAUGGAACGGUCACAAAGCAGUUGUAAAUCUGCUUCUCGAUGCCGAUGGUAUCAAUUUGGACUUCGCUCAUCCCGAUGGGCAAACAGCUAUAUACUUAGCAGCAGAGUCAGGCCAUGUGUCGGUUGUCAAACUUCUGAUCGCAGCAGGUGCCGAUCUAGGCGGUAAAGGGCAUACCAGGCUAUCGCCGCUUUUAGGAGCAGCACGGUGCGGAUAUGAGUCAAUCGUUACGAUACUGCUGGCCACAGGUAGAGUCAACCCAAACACUACGAACAGCGAGGGCGAAACACCACUAUCUUUGGCGAGAGAGCAUCGCCAUGAAGCUAUUAUCAAGGUCCUAGAACUCGAACACCUAUUUGGGAAGCGACAUAAUCUUAGCAGCGACUUCUGCGUUGCAGAGAAGGGGAGCUGA
Messenger RNA from Penicillium argentinense, 852 nucleotides. RefSeq names its product ankyrin repeat domain-containing protein. The record is from RefSeq and is a predicted model, not a curated record. Gene Ontology annotation, molecular function: protein binding. The transcript has a single exon. Bases 1 to 852 code for a protein of 283 amino acids. NCBI's taxonomy places the organism in Eukaryota, Fungi, Ascomycota, Eurotiomycetes, Eurotiales, Aspergillaceae.